AUGGUAGCUGAAUUCGGAAUAGCACCCAUUAUAGAAGCAGGGAUCAUCCGAUAUACGUCCUAUAACAUAGCUGGUGAUUUUGAACAACCGUCCGUCUACCGAGGACGGCCUACCAACACAACAGAGGCAGAAUGGAAAAAAUUGUUCAUAGCACCGGGCAUCAAUAUCCCAGAGACGAAACUCCCGUUGCUGAAUAAGUCUUCCACCGUGAACUGGCUCCGAACUCCCGAGGAUAAAGGCGACGGUUACAUAGGGUACCUGGAAGUGUUUCACCAGCUGCACUGCUUGCACAUGGUCCGACUAAAGAUCUAUCAGAAGGAAUACGAGGAAGAAUUCGGGUAUCCAGCGGCCCAGUUUGAGCCGGAGCACGCUAAUAUUACAGCCACGCAUAUCGACCAUUGCCUCGAGACGCUGCGGUUAAACAUGAUGUGCACGGCUGAUGUUACACCGGUAAUGAUCGUGGCAGAUGAUACAGCGCCUCUGGGUCGCUAUGUCGAUUUCAAUACCAUGCACAAAUGUCGGAAUUUUUGGGACAUCCGGGCGUGGGUUGACCAGAAUAAAGUAAUGGACUGA
Messenger RNA from Aspergillus nomiae NRRL 13137, 573 nucleotides. Its product is annotated as oxidase ustYa family protein. The coding region runs from base 1 to 573 and encodes 190 amino acids. NCBI's taxonomy places the organism in Eukaryota, Fungi, Ascomycota, Eurotiomycetes, Eurotiales, Aspergillaceae. The transcript has 4 exons. Gene Ontology annotation, biological process: mycotoxin biosynthetic process. The record is from RefSeq and is a predicted model, not a curated record.